CUUAAAUUUUCUCGUGGUGUUUGUUGUCAAAAUUUUUUUAAGAAACUGCGUGUUCCUCGUAAGCCACAAAUAAUCUAUUAACUGUUUCAAAAAGCUGAAUUUCGCUUUAAAUAAGAUAAAAAUGUCCGCUGUUUGUCAUGACGAGGGGUUUAAGGAGUUUAAUCUCAAAGAAUGGAUUGUUAAGCAAUGUACCGAAAUGGGAAUAACAAAGCCUACUCCAGUACAAUAUCACUGUAUCCCUCCAAUUAUGGAAGGAAAAGGCUGUGUUGCUAUAUCCAAGACUGGAACUGGUAAAACGCUUGCAUUUGUACUGCCUAUGCUGCAUAAAUGGUGUUCAGAUCCUGUUUCUAAGUUUGGUUUGAUUCUUACUCCAACGAGAGAACUAGCUCGACAAAUUUAUGAUCAAAUUAAAGUUAUUGGAAAGCCAGUAAAUAUACAAGUUUGUUUGAUCAUUGGUGGAGAAAAUCAAGUAGAGCAAGGAGCACAGAUUGCUAAAGGACCUCACAUUAUAGUUGCAACACCUGGACGACUUUCUGACAUGAUCCAGAGUGGCUAUGAGCGCGAUUUCAAAUACAUUAAGAUGUUGGUUGUAGAUGAAGCAGACAGAAUGCUUAAUGGAUCAUUUACAGAAGAUCUGGAAGUGAUAAUGGCUGCUUUGCCAAAAAAGAGACAGACUUUACUCUUCAGUGCUACCAUGACUCCUAUGGUGGAAAAUGCAAUUAAACAUGGUCACGAAACACCUUUUGUUUGGAAAGGUGAAGCAGAUGUAACUACAGUCACUGAACUGGAUCAAAGAUAUGUUUUUGUGCACAACCCUGUUUUGAGAAGUGGAUAUUUAGUAAAAAUAAUCAAUGAUUACCAAGCCAAAACUCCAGAUAGUUCUAUGAUUAUAUUUACAAAAAAUUGCGAAGUUUGUCAAAUAGUGUCUGAAGCCUUGAAGAAAUUAGGUUUCGAUAAUGUUGCUUUAAAUUCUAAUUUAAAACAAAGAGAAAGAUCAAUAUCUAUUACAAGAUUUAAAUCCAAUCGCAUUAAGAUACUGGUAGCUACUGAUUUAGCUAGUCGAGGUUUAGACAUACCAAUGGUUGACUUAGUGGUGAACUAUAGUGUUCCACCAGUUCCUGCUAACUACGUACAUCGAGUUGGUAGAACAGCCCGUGCUGGGAGAGGCGGUCUAGCUUUCACUUUAUUAACUCCAAAAGAAAUCAAUCGGUUAAUAAACAUAGAGAAAAAUAUUAAUUACAAGCUUCAAGAAUUUAAAGUUUCAGAAAAAAAAGUGUUGGAAAUAGCCCUUCAAGUAGAAGUGACUUUUCGAGAAGCUGCUAUCAACUUACAGUACGAUGAAACUGUGGAAAGAAAAGAAAUAAACAAGAGGAAACGAAUUAUUCUAGAAGGUGGUGAAAUUUAUGUGAAAUCCAAGAGGCAAAAAAAGAAAAAUAAUAAAAAACUUAGGAACUCUGGAGAAUCUACUGAAAUUGUGUCUCUAGAUGCUGUUGCUGCUUUGGGUGGUGAUGUAUCUACAUUAAGGACUCAGUCUGAUGAAGAAAAAACAACAGCGCAGGUAGCAACACAAGAAAACAGUUAAGGCAUAAUGACAAUCAAAUUAAAAAUAAUGAAUUAAUGUAAAUAAAAAUUUCUUUUUUUAUUUUUUCAAACAAAAAUAUGAAGACUAAAGUAAGUUUUCUAUCUUUCAGCAACUUGGUAAAAGUCUAUAUAUUUUUUGAAAUAUUAAUUUUUAUACUGAAAAAAUAAUAUCAAGAAGAGUGGUGACUUGUCUUCUCAACAUUUGUGUUCAAAAUAAGCACUUUGUUUAUUUUUAUUUACCUAACAGAAAAAAAAAUGUAUGAAAAUUCAAAUUAUAAUUAUCUUAAUUUUUUUUUAAUUUUCUCAUAUUCGUAGUAUAGAGAAAAUAUUAUAAUAGUUAAAAAAAAUAUUAAAAAAUCGAACUCGAAAUUUUGAUGAAUUUCUAUGCCUCAGGCCUCUCUGAAUUCGAAAAAUAUGUUUUUGUGAAAAAGUUCGUCUGUCUGUCUGUGACAAAGAUAACUCAAAAACGUUUUGAGCUAGACGAAUAAAAUUCGGUAUACGAUUUUUAUACCAAAUUGUUUCUGUCAAAUUUUCUGAAUUUUGUCAGAGGAAGUAUGUAUGACUGGCUGGCUGUUCGAAUAUCAAUACAACAAUUGCAAGCUAGAUAGACAAUAUUCGGUACACAUAUUUAAUAUCUAUAUUGUAUGCAUCUAUAAAAUUUUGAGCCGAAUCCAACUAGUGAUUGGUAGGGCUGGGCGAUGAUAGAACUUCAUCAUCACUAUAUAUAUCGUCCAGUACAUAUCGAUAUUUUUCGAUAUAUCGUGAUAUCAUAAUUUAUUUAUAGCUUUUAUAAGUUAUAAAUAGUAUCUCUUAGCUUAUUGAUUAAUCAAAACGACUCCAAA
This is a messenger RNA of Argiope bruennichi, 2423 nucleotides long. It is a transcript of the gene Dbp45A, whose product is annotated as probable ATP-dependent RNA helicase DDX49. Gene Ontology annotation, molecular function: ATP binding; nucleic acid binding; RNA helicase activity. The record is from RefSeq and is a predicted model, not a curated record. Lineage: Eukaryota; Metazoa; Arthropoda; Arachnida; Araneae; Araneidae. Bases 122 to 1582 code for a protein of 486 amino acids. The transcript is spliced from 7 exons.